Messenger RNA from Clupea harengus (Atlantic herring), 9168 nucleotides. RefSeq names its product dysferlin, limb girdle muscular dystrophy 2B (autosomal recessive) (gene dysf). Gene Ontology annotation, biological process: T-tubule organization; macrophage activation involved in immune response; monocyte activation involved in immune response. Gene Ontology annotation, cellular component: cytoplasmic vesicle; T-tubule; membrane. The record is from RefSeq and is a predicted model, not a curated record. NCBI's taxonomy places the organism in Eukaryota, Metazoa, Chordata, Actinopteri, Clupeiformes, Clupeidae.
GAGGGAUGUGUGCUAGUGGAGGGGGUAGUCCUUAUGUGUGGAUGUGUGCUGUGCAUGGGUGUGAGCAAGCAAGUCUCCAGCUGGGCUCUGUUUGUGUGACGAAAUCACUAGAGAAGCGAAGGAUUCUCAUCCUGGGACUGUGCUGUUGGUCACCCUCCGUCUCCUCAUAGAGAGAGAGAGAGAGAGAGCUAGAGAGAGAGAGCUAGAGAGAGAGAGAGAGAGAGAGAGCUAGAGAGAGAGCUAGAGAGAGAGACAAGACCACUCCUCUGUCAUUCAUACGAACCUGCACUGUGCUGCUUUGCUGUCUGUGGUCCUGGCUUCCGAGGGAAGAUACAACACAGUCUGACUGCUGGGGAUUCUCUUGUGCUUGUGUCUGAGUGUGAUGCUUGGAUGGUUUGAAGAACUGUGGAGGGCCUGAGUGCUGUGGCUGUUGUGGCAUCAUGUUGAGGUGUGUGCUCCAGAGGGCCACUAACCUGGACAGGGGGGAGAGGCACAGCGACCCCCUGGCUAGCAUCACAUUCAGAGGAUCGAAGAAGAAGACUAAAGUGAUCAAAAACAAUGUUAAUCCUGUAUGGAAUGAGGGCUUCGAGUGGGACCUGAAGGGAGUGCCGUUAGACUCUGGUGCACAGAUCCACGUGGUCGUCAAGGACCAUGAGAAAAUGGGCAGGAACAGGUUUCUGGGGGAAUGCAGAUUGUCUCUUCGAGAUGUUCUCAACUCCCCCAACCUGGCAGCAACCAUCACUGUGUCCUUAGUAGAUACCAAAAAGAACAACACCGGGGCUACAGUGACCUUGCAGGUUUCCUACAUUCCUCCACCUGGAAUGAGUCCAAUAUUCCAGCCUCCUCCCCAACCAGAGGCUGUGCAUAACCCAGUGGAGCUGGACACUGUGACAGUCUUCUCGAUGGACACCAUGGGAGAGGAUGACACUGAGAGCAUGCUGAUGAUGGAGGAGGAGACGGUGGAGGAGCCGGAGCCGGUCACAGGAACCCCGGGGCCCCAGGAGCCGGGAGUUCCCACCGCCCCACCCAAAAAACACCUACCAAACUUCAACCUCAGCCUGAAGAAGAAGAAACGCCAUGGCACCAACAAAGCACCCUUGCCAAACAAACCCCAGGACCUGCAGGUACGAGUACGGAUUAUUGAGGGUCGGCAGUUGCCAGGCGUCAACAUCAAACCUGUUGUGAAGGUUACUGUCAGUGGACAGACCAAGACAACUCAGAUCCGGAAAGGCAAUAACCCAUUCUUUGAUGAGACUUUCUUUUUGAACUUCUACGAGACCCCCUCAGAGCUGUUUGAUGAACCCAUGUUCAUCACUGUGCUGGAUUCCAAGUCUCUGCGUACGGAUUCUGUGAUUGGUGAAUUCAAGAUGGACGUGGGCAUGGUUUAUAGUGAGCACAGGCAUGCGUUCCUCAGGAAGUGGCUGCUGCUCUCUGACCCCGAUGACCUCUCAGCCGGUGCCAGAGGUUACCUGAAAGUCAGUCUGUUUGUGGUGGCUGCAGGCGAUGAACCCCCGAUGGAUAGAAGAGAGGGUUUGGAGGAGAAGGAGGACAUCGAGGGGAAUCUGCUGCGCCCUGCUGGACUCACCCUCAGAGGCGCCAUUUUUACACUCCGGGUUUUCAGAGCAGAAGAUCUACCGCAGAUGGACGACGCCUUCAUGGAUGGCAUGAAACAGAUUCUAGGAUUUGAUUCAAACAGGAAGAACCUGGUUGAUCCUCUUGUGGAGGUCAACUUUGCAGGGAAAACGAUCUGUAGUAAGAUUCUGGAGAAGAAUGCCAAUCCUCAGUGGAACCAGAGCUUGACACUUCCUGUCCGGUUCCCCUCUAUGUGUGAGAAGAUGAGGAUCCGGAUCUUAGACUGGGAUCGAGCAAGUCACAAUGAUGUUAUUGGAACAUCAAACCUGUGCAUGUCUAAGAUCUCUGCCCCUGGUGGAAAGAUAGAAGAUGAGUUGUCUCCAAGGAAUCUCCAGCACAUCAUGGAUGACAGCGUGGGCUUCCUGCCAUCAUUCGGCCCCUGUUAUGUCAACAUGUACGGGAGUCCACGAGAGUUCAGCGUCCUCACUGACCCCCACGAGAUGCUCAACCUGGGCAAGGGUGAGGGGGUGGCGUACCGUGGCCGUGUACUGCUGGAGCUCAGCACCAAGCUGGUGGAUCGGGGGGAGCAUCGGGCGGAGGACAUUCCCUCUGAUGAUCUGCUGGUGGUAGAGAAGUUCAUGCGGAAGAGGAAGUAUUCCCUCUUCGCUGCGUUCUACUCAGCCACUCUCCUGCAGGAUGUGGACGAUGCCAUUCAGUUUGAGGUCAGCAUUGGUAACUACGGCAACAAGUUUGACCACACCUGCCUUCCUUUGGCUUCCACCACCCAGUUCAGCAGGGCUGUGUUUGAUGGCUGCCAUUACUACUAUCUGCCGUGGGGAAAUGUGAAGCCUGUGGUCGUCGUGUCGUCAGAGUGGGAGGACAUCAGCCCUCGCAUUGAGGCUCUCAACAUGCUGCUCAGUGCCGCUGAACAUGUGGAGUCCAACCUACAGCAGGUGCGGCUGGAGCAAAAAGCAGGCAGCGAUCUGGAGGAGGUGGAGGCAAAGCUGGUCCAGCUACUGGAUGAUGUCAUUGCUGAUUGCAGCGAGGAGUUGCCACAGAUAGAUAGCUGGCCGUGUGUGACUGCGCUGGACAAAGCCCUGAGGAACAUGCGCAAAGUCAACCUGCAGCAGAUCGUGGAGACGGCAAUGUCGCUCAAACACGGGGCAGCCACGGACGCGAGCAUGGUCCUGGAGCAGGCCGAGGACUGGGCCCUCAGACUGCGCGGCUUGGCAGAAGAGCCCCAGAACAGCCUGCCAGACAUAGUGAUCUGGAUGCUUCAGGGUGACAGGAGGGUGGCAUACCACCGCAUCCCAGCCCACCGGGUGCUCUUCUCCCAGGGCUACUGUGGGAAGCACUGUGGCCAGCUUCAGACCGUCUUCAUGAAGUACCCACAGGACGGACAGGGGAAUGCUAAGAUCCCGGCUCAGCUUCGAGUCAAGGUUUGGUUUGGUUUGGCAGCAGAUGUGAAACACUUUAACCAGUUUGCUGAAGGGAAACUGUCAGUGUUUGCUGAGACGUACGAGAACCAGACCAAGCUGGCGCUGGUGGGGAACUGGGGUACCACAGGGCUCACCUACCCAAAGUUCACUGAUCAGACUGGCAGAGUGAAGCUCUCAAAGGACAGUUUCAAACCCUCAUCGGGGUGGAACUGGGGUGGAGACUGGUGCAUCAGUCCAGAGAAAACGUUGCUGUACGAUACUGAUGCAGGUCACAUGAGUUUUGUGGAAGAGGUUUUUGAGACUCAGAUGCGGUUGCCAGGGGGACAGUGGAUUGGAAUGCCAGAAGGAUUCACUGAUGUGAAUGGGGAGAAGGCCAUUCCUAAGGACGAGAUUGAGUGCCCUCCAGGCUGGGUGUGGGAGGACGUUGAGUGGAGUGAGGACCUCAACCGAGCUGUGGAUGACCAAGGGUGGGAGUACGGCAUCACCAUUCCCCCGGACCGCCGGCCCAAAUCGUGGGUCCCAGCGGAGAAGAUGUACCACACCAACCGCAGGAGACGCUGGGUCCGCCUGAGGAGGAGAGAUCUGCAGAAGAUGGAGGCUCUGAGGAAGCAGCGUCCAGAUGAGUCAGAGCUGGAGGGCUGGGAGUACGCAUCUCUGUUUGGCUGGAAGUUUCACCUCAAGCAGCGCAAGACCGACUCGUUCCGCCGCCGGCGCUGGCGACGCCGCAUGGAGCCCCUGGAGAAGACGGGACCGGCGGCCAUCUUUGCUCUCGAGGGCUCACUGGCGAGUGUGACUGAAGAUAGUAAUGAUGACAAUUCUGUUACUACAACCUUUGGUGUCAAUCGACCGACCAUAUCUUGCUUUUUUGACAGUGGCGCUCGCUAUCACCUGCGUUGUUACCUGUACCAGGCAAGAGAUCUGCUGGCUAUGGACAAAGACAGCUUCUCAGAUCCCUACGCGAUUGUGUCCUUCUUGCAUCAAAGCCAGAAGACCGUAACGGUGAAGAACACCCUCAAUCCUACCUGGGACCAGACGCUCAUCUUCUACGAGGUGGAAAUAUUUGGAGACUCUGAAAUCACUGAUAAGAACCCCCCGAACAUCGUGGUGGAGCUGUAUGACCAGGACACCUAUGGGGCAGAUGAGUUCAUGGGCCGCUGCGUGUGCCAGCCCUCCAUGGUGGCCUCUCCUCACCUGGCCUGGUUCCCCGUCCUGAGGAACGGAAAGCCUGCCGGAGAACUGCUCGCCGCUUUUGACCUCAUCCGCAGGGAGAAGGCCUCCAUUCAUCACAUCCCUGGGCAGGAGGGUGACAUACUCCUUUCUUCCCAUAUCAUGGAUGAGCUUAUUUACCCAGGAUUCCUCUCUGAAAACCAGCAACAAUGGCCAGAGGACUCGGACCUGCCCUACCCGCCCCCUCAGCGAGAACCCAAUGUGUACAUGGUUCCCGAGGGCAUCCGACCCGUUCUGCAGCGCACAGCUAUAGAGAUCUUGGCGUGGGGAUUGCGCAACCUGAAGAGUUUCCAGAUGGCCAGCGUGUCCUGCCCAAGUCUGCAGGUGGAGUGCGGUGGCCGCAUGGUGCAAUCAUGUGUCAUCCGUAACACCAAGAAGAACCCCAACUUUGAUGUCAACACACUCUUCAUUGAUGUGCUGCUGCCCCAAGAGGAGCUGUACAUGCCUCCUCUGGUGAUCAAGGUGAUCGACAACAGGCAGUUUGGCAGGAAGCCAGUGGUGGGCCAGUGCACCAUCCACUCCCUGGAGAAGUUCCGCUGCAAGGGAGACGGCCUGGAGAGAGAUCCCACCGAGGACGAGAUAGGACAGAUGGCACCAACCCCCCGCGAUGACAUCCUGAUCGACAUCGAUGACAAAGAGCCCCUCAUACCUGCACAGCUAGCAGAUGGAACCAGCUCAGCCAUUAUUAACAUCUCUACCUCUCCUUCCAGUCUCCAUGAGGACGAGUUCAUGGACUGGUGGAGCAAGUACUACGCCUCCACAGGAGAGAGGAACAAGUGUGGGAGCUACCUGGAGAAGGGUCUCGACACGCUGCAGAUCUAUGACCGUGAGCUGGAGAAGACGGACAGUUUUGAGAAGUUGGCAGACUUCUGCCAGACUUUCAAGCUGUAUCGUGGUCGAACUCAGGACGAGAGCGAGGACCUUUCCAUCGUCGGAGAGUUCAAAGGCAUGUUUAAGAUCUACCCCCUGCCUGAUGACCCCUCCACACCCAUGCCCCCGCGCCAGUUCAGCCUGCUCCCCCCCAACGGCACUGAGGAGUGCCUGGUGCGAGUGUACAUCAUCCAGGCCAGUGGCCUUCAGCCUAAGGACACCAAUGGCAAGUGUGACCCCUAUGUGAAGAUCACGCUGGGGAAGAAGACCAUCAGUGACCAGGACCAUUACAUCCCCUGCACUCUGGAGCCCGUGUUUGGAAGGAUGUUUGAGCUGAGCUGCUCCCUCCCCCUGGAGAAGGACCUGAGGAUCGCGCUGUACGACUACGACAUGCUGACGAAGGAUGAGAAGGUCGGCGAGACAGUCAUUGACCUUGAGAACCGCUUCCUGUCACGCUACGGGGCCUGUUGUGGCCUGCCGCAGUCGUACUGCACCUCAGGGGUGAACCAGUGGAGGGACCAGCUCAGACCCACCCAGCUGCUGCAGCGGCUCUGCGAGAGGAGGAACCACCGGCGGCCCGUGUACAAGCCCGACAGCAUCCUCUUCAGGGGUCAGGAGUACACCGCCUCAGACCUGGGGGAGUCCAGAUACACAGAUGAGGCCCAGACACCCAACCCUCACUUGGGGCCUUUGCAGGAGCGCCUGGCUCUGCUCAUCCUCCGCACGCAGGAGAAGCUGGUCCCCGAGCACGUGGAGACGCGACGCCUCUACAGUCCCCUGCAACCUGACAUUGAACAGGGGCGGUUGCAGUUAUGGAUUGACGUAUUUCCGAAGUCUUUUGGACCCCCAGGACCUCCCUUCAAUAUCACACCACGCAAAGCCAAGAAGUUCUUCCUCCGCUGCAUCAUAUGGAACACCAACGAUGUCAUUCUGGAUGACGUCAGUAUUAGCGGGGAGAAGAUGAGUGACAUUUACGUGAAGGGCUGGAUGCAUGGGCACGAGGGGAGCAAGCAGAAGACUGACGUGCACUACCGCUCACUGGGGGGUGAGGGCAACUUCAACUGGAGGUUCCUUUUCCCGUUCCACUACCUGCCUGCAGAGCAGCUCUGUGUUCUGGACAAGAAGGAGCACUUCUGGAGUUUAGACAAGGCUGAGUCCAAGCUGCCCCCCAAGUUCUCCAUCCAGAUCUGGGACAAUGACAAGUUCUCCUUCGAUGACUAUCUUGGUUGUUUGGAGAUGGAUCUGAAUCACAUGCUGCGGCCAGCCAAGUCUGCGGAGAAGUGCACGCUGGAUCUGUUGCAUCAGGCCCCGGAGAAGCUGGUCUCCCUCUUUGAGCAGAAGACAGUGAAAGGCUGGUGGCCCUGUGUGUGUGAUGCCAAUGGAGAAAAAGUCAUGGCCGGAAAAGUGGAGAUGUCCCUGGAGAUCGUGCCCGAGCAGGAGCAGGAAGAGAGGCCCUCUGGGCUGGGCCGAGAUGAGCCCAACAUGAACCCUCACCUCGAGGAGCCUAAGCGCCCCGAUACCUCCUUCCUGUGGUUCUCUUCUCCCUACAAGACCAUGAGGUACAUCCUGUGGAGGCGCUUCAAGUGGGUCAUCCUCGCCCUUAUCAUUCUUUUCUUCGUCCUUCUCUUCGCUGGAGUCUUCCUCUAUGCCUUCCCGAACUAUGCAGCUAUGAAGCUGGUGGCUCCCUUUGGAAGAGGAGAGAAGGGGACUGAGUGAGGAGCUAUGUGCAGGGGGUGGGGGGGGGGGGCAGAGGGGGGAGCACUGCUUCUCAUGGGUGGGACAAGAAAUAACGUGGCAAUGUGUCGUAAGACUUUAUGUUGUGAUACAUCAUCCGUACACUGGCAUCAAAUAUCAGUAUUUUUUUUUAUGUUUGGGCACCCCACAUGGAUUUUCUAACAACAUGUCUGUUCCCAUUUUGACUAGGUAAUGACUAGGUGUAUUUAUAUUGUGUCAUUAACAAUGAGUAUUUACAGACACUCACCUUUGACCCGGAAGAAGUCCAGCUUUAUUUAUGUAACAUUCUCUGAGGCUUAUACCAUCAUGUAUCAUGGGUGCAUCAUUUUUUUUUAUUUUUUUUUUUACAUAUGGCAGGAUUAGCUGCACUGUGAUUUCACUGUUAGCCUUAAGAACAUAUAAUAAUAGUGGCUUGGGAAACUACUUACUGACUUCCCUCCCUACUACUGAUCUCUUCCUUCUUACCACAAUCUUGCCUAUAUGCAGCAAAAUGCUCAUCCUUCCCCCUCCUGGCCUAAAAGUGUUCUUGAAUUGACUUCGUAUGCAAGUCUACCUCUUAUGUCGUGCUCCUCCUUGCCUGUGCCUUGCAAAUGAGAUGAGAUAUGAGGUAUGUUUUUUUAGUUUUUUCUGUUGCCAUGGGUAUUACGAAGGUCUCUUAGAGUAGGUGUAUACAUACACGCAGGAAUGGUUCCACAUGCGAUGUGUGAGAGAGAGUACCUGUGUGAAUAUCAUGUGCGUAUGUGUCAGGGAGGUUAAAAGUGUGUGUGUCUCUUGCGUGCCUCUGCCCUCCGGGCGACCGGGCCAUGAACCCUCUUCUGUAUUCUCUUUGAUUCCCUGUAACACUUUAAUCUCUCUUUCUGUUUAAUCCCUUUUUCAUGUCGCUAGUAAAACUCUGCCCUUUUUUCACAGCCAGACGCUCCUUUCUUCUUCCUUCACGCAGAGCGAGGAAGAUAGAUCUGCCUCGUGCCUCCUCCCCCUCUCUCUCUCGCCCUCCCUCCUUCUGCUGCUAGCCCUUUCAACACCCCCUCAUUCUCCAGGUUAAAUCCAGGAUUUGUUCACUGUGCUUGUAAGGUCUGGGGAAGGCUAGUUAUUAACUGGGGCCCCGCUGUCAGCCACUGAUACAGAGAUAACCAUCAGAUCUGUUGUUUUGGUUUGAAGAAAUUCACCAUGAAAUGUGCCGGGGGUCAUCAGGGGGGCUCCGUCUGUGAGCCAGUGUGAGAAAAAGUGUGUGCCCUGCACAUGCAUGCGAGUGCGAAAACAAUCACCCGAAAGAAACAUAUCUUUUGGCCUCGGUACAAUCAGGCCUGACGGUGCAUUGGCGCACGCUUCUCUCUGCCCACCGUAACAUUUGAACAGGUGCGCUCCGGGGUCGCUACCGCGUUAUGGCCGAGGUCAAGCUGAGGGGGCAGCAUGCCACAGAACCCGAUUACAUAAAUUUGACCUUUCGGUUUCGCCGGCUCGCUUAGUGGUGUAUUUAGCUACCGGGGGAGUUCACAGCGCUGUCCGUCGGAACAGGAAAGGUCAGAUGACUAUGGGUAAUCUGCUGCAAUCUCCGUGGAUUUCCUGGAGUACACAAGUUUUGGAAGGCAAAAAAGUAGGAGAAAAGAGAAGUGGAACACUUUGAUCUUUAUAUAGCCCCCAUUGAGCUGGGUGUGUAGAGGUUAUGGAGAGGGCUUUGGGAAAGAGGGAGAGGGUGGAGAGGCAGAACGAGAGAGGGAAGCAGGGAAAGAAUCACGCUCGGUCGAAGCGACUGAAAGGAAGACUUGAUUUACGGACCUCACUUGCUUGUAUUGUGCUCUCGGUGUAGCGUUCUGAAUUUUUUAGUUCUCAAAUUUGUGCCAUUUUAGCGCUUUGACUCUGAUCUGUAUCCUAAACAUGGUGGGUUUAGCUCAGAGCAUUGCUGAAAAAAGACAAUUACAAAACAAGACUUGAAUGUUACACCUGGCCAUCAUAUCACAGUCUACCUUCACCCUGGUGAAAUAGAGGCCUCAUUCAGUUUCAUCAUUCUGAAAUGCACUGAACGGUCUCAGUCAGACGCAUUCAGUAGCUUCUGCACUCAGUGUAAUUGCCAUACUAUGCAAAGUCACAUACUUGACAAUCCUACUGGCCUGUUCUUGUUUUGUGUUUUUAUUUAAAAUAUUGCUGUUGCAGGGAUAUUGCUGAGAUUCCUAUUUAAUGUUGUAUUUUUUGUAAAAUCACCCCAAAAAAAAAAACACCUUCUGCCUGUGCUUUGUGCCUUGUAUUUUAAACAUCACAAUUCUGUGCAUCUGGUUAUGAGCUAUGUGUACAGUGUGUUUAUAUUCCAAUUAAAAUGCACUCCAAAAUA